AUGUCGGGCGGCUGCCAGGCGGUGGUGUCUGCUGGAUGCAGCGGCGUGGCUGCCGCCGGUGCACCUGCCGCCGCCCACAGCGACAGCGGCCCCACCAGAAAACCUGCCGCCCUGAUCUGGUUUAGGAACGACCUCCGCCUGGCAGACCACGAGCCCCUGCACAGCGCGGCAGCGGACCUGCAGCACUGCUUGAGUCAGGGGCAGUCGCCCCUUCUCCUCCCCUUCUACUGCCUUGAUGAGCGGGAGCUGGCCCCCCGGGCUGGGGAGCUGCCGCAGGAGGGCGGCCUGGACAUCCCGCAGCUGGGGCCGCACCGCCUGAGGCUGCUCCUGGAAGCCUGUGCCAGCCUGCGGGCCGCCCUGCGGCGGCUGGGCAGCGACCUGCUGGCGGCGCAGGGCCGGCCCGAGGCGCUGGUGGGGCGGCUGGUGGCGCUGGCCGCCGCCGCCGGCAGCAGCAGCAUGGCGCUGCACCAUCACAUGUCCCCCGACGCCGCCUCUGCGGACCUGGAGGAUGCAGUGGCCGCAGCCUUUGAGGCGGCGGCUGCACGGCACGGGCUUCCCUGCAGCGUGCACCGCUACUGGGGCUGCACCCUAUACCAUCCAGACGACCUGCCUUUCCACCUGUGGGCCUGUGGUUCUGCCAGCAGUGGUGGCAGGCCUGGUGCAGCAGCAGUGGCAGGACCGGCAGCCGAGCAGCAGCAGCAGCAGCGGGGGCAGUGCAGCCGGGUGAACCCCGCAGCGGCCGAGGCGGGGCUGCUGGGCCCGCUGCCCACAGACCUCGCCUCUGUCUAUUCCGCAGCUGGUGGCGCGGCGACAGCGGCGCUAGCUUGCUGGGAGGCGCUCGGCGCGGUGCGCUGCGCUGCGCUGGCGCCGGCGUGCAGCGGCCGCCACGACGCCAGGUCAGCGCUGCCGUUCGGCAUGGGAGAGGAGCAGGCGGUGCAGCGGCUGCGGUACUAUUUGGGCCUGGAGGAAAGCGAUGGGCACAGCGUGCGCAGCGUGGACCAGGAGGCGCCCAUCGCAACAUACCGGGAGACCCGCAUGCAGCCGUUUGGCGUGGACAGUAGCGCCAAGCUCUCCGCCUUCCUGUCCCUGGGCUGCCUCUCCCCGCGCACGGCACAUGCAGAGGUGGCACGCCUGGCAGUGCUGGAGCAGCAGCAGCAGCAGCAGCAGCGGCGGCGGAGGGGACAGGCAUCCAGCGGCGACGCAGCCGCGACCGCAGCUGUGGCAGCUGCAGCCGGUGAGGCGGCGGCGGCGUGGCGGGAGCCGCAGGCGGGCGACACCUGGCGCUGGCUGCUCAUGCACCUGGCCAUUCGGGACUUCUUUGUGUUCACUGCUGUCAAGGAGGGAGAUGCUCUGGAGGCGCCGGGCGGCAUCAGGGGCAGGGCGGUGGAGUGGCGGCGGGACGACGAACUGUUCCGCCGCUGGGCCCAGGGCCAGACGGGCCUGCCAUUUGUGGAUGCGUGCAUGCGCGAGCUGGGCGCCACGGGCUUCAUGAGCAACAGGGGGCGCCAAAACGAGCUGUGCCUGGACUGGCGGCUAGGGCUGCGCUACUUUGAGAGCUGCCUGGCAGAUCAUGAGUGGGCGCUGAACGCCGGCAACUGGGCCUACUGCGCGGGCACCGGCAGCGACCCCCGCGACCGGCGCUUCAAGACUGUGAGCCAGGGGGAGCGGUACGAUCCCGAGGCCCGCCUCAUCCAGGCCUGGGUGCCGCAGCUGGCAGCCCUGCGCCCCGCGCAGCUGGCGCACCAGCCCUGGGCGGCGCCGCCAGCGGCGCUGGCAGCGGCGGGGGUGCGGCUGGGCUGCGAGCCACAGGCUGCGACAGCGGAGGCAGGAACGGAGCGGCAGGAGCAGCAGAAGCAGCAGCAGCUUGGCGGGUGGUACCCGCUGCCAGUUGUCGAUCCUGCCAGCCAGAUAGGCAAGGGCCCCAAGCAGAAGCAGGCAGCCAGGCCCAGGGAGCAGCGGCAGCAGCAGCCGCAGCCGCAGAAGUAG
Molecule: messenger RNA, 1986 nt
Organism: Chlorella variabilis
Lineage: Eukaryota; Viridiplantae; Chlorophyta; Trebouxiophyceae; Chlorellales; Chlorellaceae
Exons: 9
Coding region: 1-1986 (661 amino acids)
Biological process (GO): photoreactive repair
Molecular function (GO): DNA binding; FAD binding
Source: RefSeq, a predicted model, not a curated record